Penicillium diatomitis is the source of this 198-nucleotide messenger RNA. RefSeq lists its product as uncharacterized. The coding region runs from base 1 to 198 and encodes 65 amino acids. Lineage: Eukaryota; Fungi; Ascomycota; Eurotiomycetes; Eurotiales; Aspergillaceae. The transcript is spliced from 2 exons. The record is from RefSeq and is a predicted model, not a curated record.
AUGUUAGUCGUACUGAUCACUGGCAGUCGCUUGCGAUGGCUCGGACCACGUAUCACUUACUACAACCAAGCCCCGCAGCAGAACUGUCUGGAAUCGCUUGGACAGAAUCUUUUCUGCAAGGGAUUUGCAGAUGCCAUGCUUGGCAUUGUGCUUGCAGCGGUCAAGAUCGAGACCAAAGUUGAGAAGUGCAUGUUUUGA